AUGGAUCCUUCGAAGGACGAUUCGCCGAAGCGCAGCCCACCGUCAGCAGCUAUCCUGCCACCGUCACCGUCACUGUCGAGAGCGAGAGACAACUAUGAGAAAGCACGAAAUAUUUCUCACGAGCUGCAAAAGGCCUUUGACGACCUCUCUCGCAAGGUGGAGCCCGACCUCGACCCAGAUGAAGUGCGACACGAGCCCGAUGCGAGAUCCGGCCUUGAGCUUGCGUCGUUGGAGGUUGAGCUAGCCCUGAAGAAAAAGGAUGAGUUUCAGCUGGAGCGACAGGUCAUUAUCGAAGAACGAGAUGCCAACCUAAUCCAACCCCAUAUAAAGCUGAAAAAGGCACGUUUUGACGAUCCUGGUGUUGUACGGUUGCUGGAUCCACGUGGUAGUAGCAUAUCUGCGUGUCUCUUGGCACUGUACAAAAAGUGCGAUGGCCUUGAAAAGACCAAGAAACGGCCCUCUUCCUUUCGCUCUGACGCGCUGCGGUACUACGAUGCCGACAUCGGGGGCAAGAAAGUUGGCGGUACGGGCAAAGAAGCAUUGUGAAGAAGUCAGAAUCCUAUAGAGAGCUCUAUAAAGAAAGGGGUUCUGGCUUGCAGCCAGAGCCACAAGAAGCAAUUCAAUGAAUCAGUUGCAACCCAAUUCAAUCCACGUUGAUUCGACAGUUUCCAGUGUGCGGUGUUUCCAACAUA
Messenger RNA from Lasiosphaeria miniovina, 692 nucleotides. RefSeq lists its product as uncharacterized. NCBI's taxonomy places the organism in Eukaryota, Fungi, Ascomycota, Sordariomycetes, Sordariales, Lasiosphaeriaceae. The transcript has 2 exons. The record is from RefSeq and is a predicted model, not a curated record. The coding region runs from base 1 to 546 and encodes 181 amino acids.